Messenger RNA from Saxophila tyrrhenica, 231 nucleotides. RefSeq lists its product as uncharacterized. The transcript has 2 exons. Gene Ontology annotation, cellular component: cytoplasm. Bases 1 to 231 code for a protein of 76 amino acids. Lineage: Eukaryota; Fungi; Ascomycota; Dothideomycetes; Mycosphaerellales; Extremaceae. The record is from RefSeq and is a predicted model, not a curated record.
AUGGUCCUCGGCCGCCUCGCCCACUACACCUUCGACGCCGUCCUCAUCUCCGCCUUCCUCGCCGGCGUCAAGCGCUCCACCGGCCUCACCCCUAGCAUCAAACCCGACUCCUUCAGCGAGACGCCCAAUCUGCGCAAGUGGGUGGAGAACUACCUCUGGGUGGGCGAGACGAUUAUGGAUCAGAGCGUCGCGUUGAUGAGUUCGAGUGGGUACUUUGAGCGGAGGAGAUGA